This is a messenger RNA of Phlebotomus papatasi, 3616 nucleotides long. RefSeq names its product voltage-dependent calcium channel type D subunit alpha-1-like. Gene Ontology annotation, molecular function: high voltage-gated calcium channel activity. The record is from RefSeq and is a predicted model, not a curated record. Bases 1 to 2838 code for a protein of 945 amino acids. Gene Ontology annotation, biological process: calcium ion import across plasma membrane. NCBI's taxonomy places the organism in Eukaryota, Metazoa, Arthropoda, Insecta, Diptera, Psychodidae. The transcript has 12 exons. Gene Ontology annotation, cellular component: membrane; voltage-gated calcium channel complex.
AUGGAGCUGGCUCUACGUAAUGAUCAAUUUGAACUAUUUUGCAGUUCCGGGGCCAUUUCUGUGGUGAAAAUCCUUCGAGUUUUGCGAGUACUGAGACCUCUUCGUGCCAUCAAUCGAGCCAAAGGACUGAAGCACGUAGUGCAGUGCGUUAUUGUUGCGGUUAAGACAAUCGGAAAUAUUGUUCUCGUGACGUGGCUCCUUCAGUUUAUGUUUGCUGUCAUUGGAGUGCAAUUAUUUAAGGGAAAGUUCAAUUCGUGCUCAGACGGCUCAAAGACCAUCGAGACUGAGUGCCAUGGAACUUAUUUGGUUUUUGAAAAUGGCGAUGUCGACAAACCGGUUCUGAGAGAGAGAAAUUGGUCAAGAAAUCGUUUUCACUUUGAUGAUGUAUCAAAGGCUAUGCUGACACUUUUUACCGUAUCGACAUUUGAAGGAUGGCCAGGACUCCUCUAUGUGUCAAUUGAUUCAAAUGAGGAAGAUUUUGGUCCUAUUCACAAUUUCCGUCCAAUUGUUGCUGCCUACUACAUAAUCUACAUCAUUAUAAUAGCCUUCUUUAUGGUGAAUAUCUUUGUGGGGUUUGUCAUUGUGACAUUUCAGAAUGAAGGUGAACAGGAGUACAAAAAUUGUGAAUUGGACAAAAAUCAGCGAAAUUGCAUUGAAUUUGCAUUAAAAGCCAAACCAGUACGACGUUAUAUACCAAAACAUCGGAUACAGUACAAAGUUUGGUGGUUUGUAACGUCACAACCAUUUGAAUAUACAAUUUUCAUUCUCAUUAUGAUCAAUACAAUAACACUCGCAAUGAAAUUCUACCGACAACCAACUCUGUACACUGAUGCCCUCGAUGUGCUCAAUAUGAUCUUUACGGCCGUUUUUGCCCUAGAAUUUGUCUUCAAAUUGGCAGCAUUUCGUUUCAAGAAUUAUUUUGGUGAUGCGUGGAAUGUAUUUGACUUUAUCAUCGUUCUGGGAAGUUUUAUUGACAUUGUCUACUCUGAAGUAAAUGUAAAACAAGGCUCAAAGCCUGGCUCCAUUAUCUCCAUCAACUUCUUCCGUUUGUUCCGUGUGAUGAGAUUGGUGAAGCUGUUGAGUCGUGGUGAAGGUAUACGUACCCUUCUAUGGACAUUCAUAAAAUCCUUCCAGGCUCUACCCUAUGUUGCCCUCCUCAUUGUCAUGCUAUUCUUCAUUUAUGCUGUUAUUGGGAUGCAGGUGUUUGGAAAGAUAGCCCUUAGUUCAGAUACAUCAAUUCAUCGCAAUAACAACUUCCAGACCUUUCCCCAGGCUGUUCUUGUGCUCUUUAGAUCAGCAACUGGUGAAGCCUGGCAGGAUAUUAUGAUGGAUUGUAGUUCGAGACCUGGUGAAGUUAAAUGUGAUCCAAGGUCUGAUGAUAGUGAAUCAAAGGAAGGAUGUGGAUCGAGUAUUGCCUUUCCCUAUUUCAUCUCAUUCUACGUCCUAUGCUCAUUUUUAAUUAUAAAUCUCUUUGUGGCUGUUAUAAUGGAUAAUUUUGACUAUCUAACGCGAGAUUGGUCAAUUCUUGGUCCUCAUCAUCUUGAUGAAUUCAUUCGUCUAUGGAGUGAGUACGAUCCAGAUGCCAAGGGACGCAUUAAACAUCUCGAUGUUGUGACAUUAUUGAGAAAAAUCAGUCCACCGCUCGGUUUUGGUAAACUCUGUCCCCAUCGGGUAGCAUGCAAACGUCUAGUCAGCAUGAAUAUGCCACUAAAUAGCGAUGGUACUGUCCUAUUCAAUGCAACACUCUUUGCUGUGGUCAGGACAUCACUCAAAAUCAAAACAGAGGGAAAUAUUGAUGAGGCAAAUGCCGAAUUGAGGGCUACCAUAAAGCAAAUUUGGAAACGAACAAGUCCAAAGCUGCUUGAUCAAGUUGUACCACCGCCAGGUGUUGAAGAUGAAGUGACCGUUGGUAAAUUCUAUGCAACAUUCCUCAUUCAGGACUAUUUUAGGCGUUUCAAGAAGCGCAAGGAGCAGGAACAGAGAGAUGGUGAUCGUGAUCAUAGUGCAACAAUGACACUUCAGGCUGGUCUAAGGACCCUCCAUGAGGCUGGACCUGAGCUCAAAAGGGCCAUUUCUGGUAAUCUCGAUGAACUGGCCGAAGAACCAGAACCUACACAUCGCCGCAAUCAUUCUCUCUUUGGAAAUGUCUGGUCGUCAAUUCGACGACGAUCGACAACGCCAUCUUUGAGGAAAAUUCCACUAGAUACAGCAGUUACGACAAAUGGUCUAAAUCACAUCCAGAGACCACCACAGUCGACAAUUCAGGAAGAUCAGAAUGGACAGGAAGUCACUGAACAAAUUCACAUGAGACCACUUCUAAUUGCCAAUGCACCUGUGCAGAUCCCAAAAGCCGAUGAUGUACCAAGAAAGACAUCAACACCAAUCCUGUUGCCAGUUCAACCAUCUGAACGUCUGAGACGUAUCGCCAGUGGCCUGAAGUUGGCACAGAAUCAGGCAAUGCUCGUGGCUGGCUUCACACCGGAAUCCAUUGAGAUGCACACAAUGCCCCAUGAUAGUCAUGUACCAAAUCACCGAGCAUCUUUCCAUGGACGAGCCACAAGUGAACUGAACGGAAGUACAACGGCUGAGAGACUCGUUCAUUCGACUCCGGGAUCACCUCAGGAACGUCGAACCGGGUCAACGGAGAUUGUUGGAUCGGCUGAAAGUCUCGUAGGAAGGGUUCUCGUGGAACAGGGUCUAGGGAAGUACUGCGAUGCCGAUUUUGUUCGCUAUACAUCACGCGAAAUGCAAGAAGCCCUCGAGAUGACAAAAGAGGAAAUGGACAUGGCUGCCCAUGAAUUGCUUCAGCGCACCCCAAAGCAUCCCGAUGCAUUAUAGCGUAUUGCUGUGGCUGUCAAGUGAUGGGCGACAAAAUGGCGGCCACCGACACAUUUGCCCAAAGGCCCCUUCCUUUGAUAGUGAAUUAACAACAACAACAAAAAAAAAGAAAAAAAUCUAAAAAAAAAAAAAUCUAAACAGCAGAAGUAAAAUGAAAAAGUUUGAAAAAAAUAUAUAUAAACAAAACACAAACCAAGUGCCUAAAAAAAAAAAAGAAAAAGAAAAAGAAACAGAGAAAUCCGUAGCUCUGCCAGUUAAAACAUCCUUUGUCCGCUCCCCAACCUUUGACCCUUUCCAUCCUCCCUUAGCCCCCCCCCCCUUCCCACCGGCAACAAGAGUGCCAAAGGUGCCAUUUUGCUGCGAACAUAACCUCAAAAAAAAAACAAAAACAAAAAACAAGAAACAUCCCCCAAAAAUGUGUCAAAGAAAAAUAACUUAAAGAAAGACUUGUGGGCCAAAUUUCUUACCACCUUCCCAAAAAAAAAAAAGAAAACAAUUUAAAAAAAAUCGCAGAAUUUAGGAAGAAAAAAAAUGACGGACAGUUUUUAGAUGUAGAAAUUAUUAAACAAAAAAAAAAAAAAAACAAAAUAUAUAAAAUAGUGAAUAGUAAAAAAAAAAAACGAUGAAUAGAAUCCUUUUCCAAGAGAUGGUGUCACAAGCGAAAUGUAUAUUUAUGGGUUUUACAAACAGAAAAAAACUCUCAUUUGAAACAAUUUGUCAAAUAAUGUGAAAAAAACAACAUAUUAGUGAUAAAAAAAAAAUGUGUCGAACUAAAAUA